GUCGUCACUGUGACAUUCAUCAGAUGACUGGAAACUACAUGUGGGAUGAAGCCUCCAACAAGGAGUUUCUGAUCGGGACCAACGCCGACAGUCGGUUGCCUCUUUGGUGGGAUGGAUCAGAGCCGUUAUGGGUCACCCUGCAGAAACUGGGGAAGAAGGUUUUCAUGUACUACUGGCCUGGCUGUGAGGUGGAGAUUCUGAGUGUCCGUCCAUCAUUCUGUGAGGAAUAUGUCUACAACCCAUCAGAGAAAAACCUCACAGAGUCAAUAGAGAAGGCUCUCAAUGUCCUGAGCUCAGGCGAAGCGGCCAUGGCAGCAAUAUAUUAUGAGAAAAUAGAUGUGGAGGGCCAUCACUUCGGUCCAGAAUCCCCUCAGGUCAGAACAGCUGUGCGACAACUGGAUCUCGCUAUGCAGACACUCAGCAGAAAAAUCAAAGAGAAAAGCAUGGUGGACCAGCUGAACAUUAUGCUAUUUUCAGACCAUGGUAUGACCAAGAUCCAGUGGAUGGAGAAGGUCAUAGAGCUGGACAAGCAUAUCAACAUGUCAGCCAUCAUGAAGAUGAUGGACAGAGGACCGGUAGUCAGUCUGUGGCCCAUAGAGAACAAGUACCAAGAGGUGUAUGCCGCAUUGUCCCAGGUCCCAAACAUGCAUGUCUAUGCCAGAGAGGAGAUCCCUGAACGUUUCCAUUUCAAGGGAGGGAGGUUUGUCUCCCCGCUGACACUGGUGGCUGAUCCUGGCUGGUUUAUCUCUGAGAACAGGGAGAAACUCCCAUACUGGAGCAACGACACUGGGGAGCCGUCAGCAUGGCAAAAUGGUUGGCACGGUUACGACAACGAGUUCCUCGACAUGAGAGGGAUAUUCUUAGCGACAGGACCUGACUUCAAGAGAAAUUUUCAGGCAGCUCCAAUACGAGGGGUGGACAUCUACAACGUGAUGUGCUGGACGUUAGGUGUGAAGCCUUUGCCCAAUAAUGGGUCCUGGUCUCGGGUAGAGUACUUCCUGAAUGGCUCUGAUGGUCCCUCCCUACCCACAACCCUCUGCUGUAUGGGAAUGUUAGGAAUACUGCUUGCACUAUGGGAAUAAAGCAUCAAAGAGUUCAGUGGUGAUGGCAUCUAAUGGUAUCUAGAAAUGAUCUGCUAGAAAGAAUAAGAACUGUAAAAGAAAUGAAACAGGCCAAAAAAAUCAACCUUGAAAUUGUUAAAAUAUUCUUAAGGACCAAGAACUUGAAGCCUUAAAGUGCCUAAAGAGUUUUCCAGGACCUCAUCCCAUCUUCCCAAAUGGCCCGGAAAAAAGAGAAUUCUACAUGCCCACAAAUCCUAACAAAGGACUUCCAUCCUGGAUCCUGAAGAGCCCUGAACUCACAUUGUCCCUUGCUUUUGCAGCUCUCCAUGGCUGAUCAAUGGGUGUUGAUGUCUGAGGUGGUACAUACCUUAAAUGUCCAGCAUGACAACUAAUUGUUAAUUCUGUUAUCUUCUGCAAUUUCACUAGCUAACCACUCGAUGUCAAUCAUAGUGAAACAUGAAAAGUUGAAUAUACAACAUGUCAGCUUGUAUUCAGUGAUGCAUGUAUCAGGCUUUCUGGUCCGUUACAGAUUACUUUAGAUUACAAACCAGAGUCAAAUUCCUUGAAUGUGUUCACAUACUUGGCCAAUAAAGCUGAUUCUGAUUUCAGGGUAAAUGUCACUAUCCUAAUCAUCGUUUCCUAGUACUUUUCUAAAAAGUUUCCUGAAAAGAACUAGGUAAUUUAAAACAACGCUUUGCUUGUCUUUAUACAAAUUCCACAUGUUUGCAUGUUCAGAAGACUGGCUGUUUUCUUACUAAAUAACUCUGUAGGUUACACUGCCAAUCAAACAAUUAUUUGAAAGUGAACAAUUUUAAGUAUUGCCAAUUUUUUAUUUUUUUAUUUAACCUUUAUUUAUAAAGGUUAUCUCAUUGAGACACGGGUUUCAUUCAUCACACUAAUAUAACACAACCUUACAGACAGACAGGACAUUUAUACAGAGACAGAAAUAGAAACCAAAUGGUAAAAGUGAUAAGAGCUAAAGUGGUUGUUUAUAACUAUUAUAAAGAACAAGAGUAGAAAUUACAAUGUUUUUCCAAGGAAAUGCUCUAGAAUAUUAUACUGACCUGUGAAAAACAGCAUUACUGAUUUCAGGGUAUUUGUAACCUUGAAGCUGUUGAAUGUAAACCUCUCUUUUUUUUAGCAGUUUUUGUUCCAAGAUAAAAGUUUCUAAAGAAAACAGUGAUGCAUAGAAAAAAGCCCCCAUGUAUCCAGAUCAGAAGACUUCCUAAAGCACAUAAUGCCGAUGUUGACUGCUUUUAAUAUGUGUAACAGCUAGAAUAUGAGUUAGGAGGAAUAAUGAAAGCAAUACUUUCUUUAUUUGGCAAAGCAACACUCUGUAUGGUAGUUGAUUAUUACUGAGAUGAUUAUCUGGAUCGGGCAAAAUCUUCAUUCAUUGUACAAUCCUGUAUUGCAUAAUGACGAUAAAGCUGAACCUUGAACUCAGCUGUUCAUGUCUUUGAUCUUUAAGACUCUGUAUGACACACGUUUUGUAAAAAAGUGAUGUAUAAAUAAAUUAGAUAUGGAAAACAUG
This is a messenger RNA of Anoplopoma fimbria (sablefish), 2592 nucleotides long. RefSeq names its product ectonucleotide pyrophosphatase/phosphodiesterase 6 (gene enpp6). Lineage: Eukaryota; Metazoa; Chordata; Actinopteri; Perciformes; Anoplopomatidae. The record is from RefSeq and is a predicted model, not a curated record.